AUGGAGCACCAAACGGCCAGCUAUGGUGGAGCCUCAAGAUUGAACCAGGCUCAAGGUCAGAAUCAAAUGGAAGCUUUUCUUCCAAGAUCCUAUCAUGUAUCAUUUACACACUCACUAUCAAUAAAACUCGAUGAACACAACUUCUUUUCGUGGAAACAUCAAGUUCUUGCCUCGAUUAAAGGAAGCAAACUUCAUAAAUUCCUGGACUCAACUCAAGCUCCCACACAGUAUCUCACUGUUGAUGAUGAAGCUCAAGACAAAGUCAAUCCAGAAUUUGAAGAUUGGGAACAGCAUGACAAUAUUCUUAUGUCUUGGCUUUUAUCGUCCAUGUCUGAGGAAACAACAAAUCUCAUGGUAGGAUGUGUCACCACAACUCGGAUCUGGACCACCUUGAAGGAAAACUACACAGCUCUUAAUGCUGCGAACAUCAGUCUGUAUAAGACUCACCUCAGAAACACCAAAAUGACAGUUUCCUUAAACGAUUAUAUGUUAAAGAUCAAAGGUUUGGUUGAUCUUCUUGCCACAAUUGGUCACAAACAAUCUCAUCAAGAUAACAUCGAGGCCAUUUUCAAUGGUCUCCUUGCGGAAUACGAUGUGUUUGUGACUUCUGUUACUACCAGGAAAGAUGCAUACACCGUACCAGAAAUGGAGGCUCUACUAAUGGCUCAAUCCGCUCGCAUAGACAAGAAUGCUAAAGCUUUGGACAUCAGCAAAAGUGAGGCGAAUCUUGCUCACAUCAGACCAUCCCAAUUUGGUUUGACAAACACAUUCACAAGCCCUGAAUCUUUCAAUCAAAUGUCAAUUGCUGCCAAUUUUGUUAAAAUGCAAGCCUAUGUUGCCACUUCAAAAAUUGUUGCAGAUGACAGUUGGUAUCCAGACACAGGAGCAACUCAUCACCUAACACCUGAUGCAUCCAAUCUUGCCUCCACCAGCACCUAUACUGGUCCUGAACAAGUUUUCAUGGGAAAUGGCACUGAUCUCAACAUUGACAACAUAGGGUACCAAUAA
This is a messenger RNA of Cannabis sativa, 1008 nucleotides long. RefSeq lists its product as uncharacterized. The transcript is spliced from 3 exons. Bases 1 to 1008 code for a protein of 335 amino acids. Lineage: Eukaryota; Viridiplantae; Streptophyta; Magnoliopsida; Rosales; Cannabaceae. The record is from RefSeq and is a predicted model, not a curated record.